UGGCAUUCGUCUCGUGCUGCGACAGCUUUGAUACAGAAAGUUUGGGGACAUAUUUGAGUUCUCCCGACGGCGUGUUUCUAAUAGUGGGUUGUAGUUGUACCUAAGGCUUAAUUUGGCACCAUUUUGGCAACUCCGUCAUAGUUUCAAAAACAGCGCGUCGGCGCUGGAUGCGUCAGAACCCGAGUGACCGCAAGGAAGAGCUCAGCUUUCCAUCCGCUGUGGACUGUGGUAGACCUGGGUUUGAGUGGGUGGUCGUUGAUUCGCUAACACUAGAGUUGCGUCCACGUUACAUGUGCAGCAUGUGCUCUUUGUUGGUGUAGUAUAUACAGUGCUUUGUUUAGUGCUAAUUGUGUCUUUAUUGCUUUAAGAUGCGUUAGCAUGGUUGAAGUCUAAAACGUGUUCGAACUCUAAAUUUAUAUAUAGUAGUUGGUAUUCAGACAGUUUGGACACUUCUGGAUAAACGUAACCAAACACCACAGUGAGUCCCAAACCAACAUGCCAGUUAGACGUUUUGGUGGUCACAGGUCUUUGGUCUCUCAGUCUCAUCCCCCAAAACUGUCUUAUGGUUACACGAAAAUGAACAUUUCCAGAGGUGGUUACCGUGUUUUUUCAGCCAACUCCAGCACCGCCUGCAUCGAGCUGGCCAAGAAGAUAACAGAACGUUUGGGGGUGGAGUUGGGCAAAUCAGUGGUUUAUCAAGAGUCAAAUUCAGAGACUAGAGUGGAUGUGAAGGAAUCUGUCCGUGGACAAGACAUCUUUAUCAUUCAGACCAUUCCCAGAGAUGUCAACACAGCUGUUAUGGAGCUGCUGGUUAUGGCUUACGCCCUGAAGACGUCCUGUGCCAAGAACAUCAUCGGGGUCAUUCCCUACUUUCCUUACAGCAAGCAGUGCAAGAUGAGGAAGCGAGGAUCCAUUGUCUGCAAGCUGCUAGCAUCCAUGUUAGCCAAAGCUGGGCUAACUCACAUCAUCACUAUGGAUCUUCAUCAGAAAGAAAUCCAAGGCUUUUUUAAUUUCCCUGUUGAUAACCUGAGAGCUUCCCCCUUCCUCAUCCAGUACAUUCAGGAGGAGAUCCCAAACUACAGGAAUGCUGUAAUUGUUGCAAAGUCCCCUUCGGCUGCCAAGAGAGCUCAGUCCUAUGCUGAGAGGCUGCGGCUUGGACUGGCAGUGAUACACGGGGAGGCCCACCAUUCAGAGUCUGAUAUGGCUGAUGGUCGACAUUCUCCCCCUUUGUCUCGUGCUAUCACAGGGCACACUGGCCUGGAGCUGCCAUCAAGCAGCAGACAUAUCCCAUUCCCUGGGAUAGAGCUCCCAAUGAUGAUGCCAAAGGAGAAGCCCCCCAUCACUGUUGUCGGAGAUGUAGGAGGCCGAAUUGCCAUCAUUGUUGAUGACAUUAUAGAUGAUGUGGAAGACUUUGUUGCAGCGGCAGAAAUCUUGAAGGAGAGGGGAGCCUACAAGAUCUACGUCAUGGCUACACAUGGCUUGCUGUCAGCAGAAGCACCAAGACUACUAGAAGAAUCUGCCGUUGAUGAGGUGGUGGUGACCAACACUGUUCCCCAUGAGAUCCAGAAGCUCCAGUGUCCAAAAAUCAAAACUGUGGAUGUCAGUAUGAUCUUGGCUGAGGCAAUCAGACGCAUCCACAACGGAGAAUCCAUGGCCUAUCUGUUCCGCAACAUUGCAAUGGAUGACUGAGGCAACACACACGCACAUUUAAAUUCCAUCGUUAACAAGCACAUACACCGAGGACCAAGAAUCCAAUUUACUUAAGCUUCGGCUGUAAGCUGUUACAGUUUGUUUUCCUGAUAGUCCUUAGAGAAUAACUGACUCUGUUUACUGUAUGCUGCAAGUGAAACUCAAGCUUUGCUUUAUUUCUCUUAUCUGAUACACAGAAGGACUGUACACACUACUCUGGUUUCACUUCACUAAUAUGUCCUUCAAACAGUGAAAACAUAAAUGUCACAAAUGAUGUAUCAUGUGGAGCCUCUAGGUACGCUGUUGCAUUUGGCAAAUAAAGCUGUUCUUCAUUGGUUAGUGAA
This is a messenger RNA of Archocentrus centrarchus (flier cichlid), 2033 nucleotides long. Its product is annotated as phosphoribosyl pyrophosphate synthase-associated protein 1-like. The record is from RefSeq and is a predicted model, not a curated record. The coding region runs from base 496 to 1689 and encodes 397 amino acids. Gene Ontology annotation, biological process: 5-phosphoribose 1-diphosphate biosynthetic process; purine nucleotide biosynthetic process. Gene Ontology annotation, cellular component: ribose phosphate diphosphokinase complex; cytoplasm. The transcript is spliced from 11 exons. Gene Ontology annotation, molecular function: ribose phosphate diphosphokinase activity; magnesium ion binding; ATP binding. NCBI's taxonomy places the organism in Eukaryota, Metazoa, Chordata, Actinopteri, Cichliformes, Cichlidae.